Molecule: messenger RNA, 1539 nt
Organism: Dipodomys ordii (Ord's kangaroo rat)
Lineage: Eukaryota; Metazoa; Chordata; Mammalia; Rodentia; Heteromyidae
Gene: Zp2
Product: zona pellucida glycoprotein 2 (sperm receptor)
Exons: 15
Biological process (GO): binding of sperm to zona pellucida; prevention of polyspermy
Cellular component (GO): egg coat
Molecular function (GO): acrosin binding; structural constituent of egg coat
Source: RefSeq, a predicted model, not a curated record
AUGUUGAAAGGCUACACUAAUCAGGUCUCAGCCUAUAUCAAUUGCAGUGAAGAUGGAAUGACAGUGGAUUCCCAAGCAGUGUUAGCGUGGACAAAUGGCAUGUAUCCAUGGCUGUUUCCUGUAGAUGCUUUUGGGGUUGAAAUGCUGAACUGUACUUAUGUCUUGCCCUCAGAAAAACCCAGCCUGAAGAUUCCCUAUGAAUCCUGUACAGACAGACUGGUCAGAUGGAUUGUUAAAGUUAGUGAUGGACCACAAGCUCAAAUUCUAUUCUUGAGGGAUGCCCUAAGACAAGGGUUCAAUCUUCUGCUUGAUGGCCAAAAGAUAACCCUCUAUAUGCCAUACAAUGCACUGGAAUACCUCAUAUGUGCAAGGCAACAGUCACUUCUACCCGGUAGAAGUGUGACUCCUGCUCAGAAGAUCAUCUUCUUAUCAAAAGCUGUGUGUGUUCCAGAGCCUUCUAUGGCUUGUAAUGCCAUAUACACGACUGUCACCAUACCAGAAUUUCCAGGGAAGUUAAAUACCCCUCUGAAUCAACUUCAUGAUAACAGGCUCAACAGAGAAGCAACAAAUGCAGCAAAACUCUCCUCAAAACCAAGGCUGACCUUUUAUUUCCUAUGGGAUAUGGUAUCCAUGGUCCUUGACCCCGAGUAUGAGUCGCUGAUUUCUAUAGGGUUGUUGUGUCCCCAGGAUGGGUUGAUGGCCUUUGAAGUCUACAGCCAUCAAACAAAACCAGCUCUCAACUUGAAUAUCCUAACGAUGGGAAAUUCAUGCUGCCAGCCCAUGUUGAAAGUUGAGUCUUGGAAGCUGGUACAAUUUUACAUACCCCUGAAUGGAUGUGGAACCAGACUUAAGUUAGUGAAGUGCCAUUACAAAAGAGACAACAUAAUGCUGAAUGCCCAUGUCCUCAACCUGCCUGCUCCACUGGCCUUUGUGAAGCCAGGUCCACGUGUGUUGAUUCUUCAAAUUUACCCAGAUGAGUUCUACUGACAAGCUUACAGGAGGAAGGAGUUCUCCAUGGUGAGGUACCCCCGCCAACUGAUCUACUUGGAAGUCAAAAUUCUCAGUAGGGCGGACCCCAACAUAAAGCUGGUCUUGGAUGACUGCUAGGCAACAUCUAAAGAGGAUCCAGCCUCUCUCCUCAAGUGCUGCAUUGUGGUGGAUGGCUGUGAAUAUAACCUGGACAACUACCAAACCCCCUUCCAUCCCAUUGCAUCCUUGGUGGCCCAUCGUGAUCACUACCAGAGGUUUGAUGUGAAGACCUUUGCCUUUGUGUCAAAGGCUUGGGGACUUGCUACCCUGGUCUACGUCCACUGCAACGCAUUAAUCUGUAAUCGCCUCUCUCCUGACUCGCCUCUGUGUUCUGUGACUUACCCUGCCUCACCACGGGCCAAAUGAGGAACCACUGAAGAGGACAAAAUAACAGUCAGUCUCCCAGGACCCAUUCUCCUGUUAUUGGGUGGCUCUUCACUCCGAGAUGUUGAAGAUUCCAGAACUCACAAGAUUGCUGGAGAUGUUGCUUCUAAAAUAGAGGCUGCCUGA